Molecule: messenger RNA, 4012 nt
Organism: Trifolium pratense (red clover)
Lineage: Eukaryota; Viridiplantae; Streptophyta; Magnoliopsida; Fabales; Fabaceae
Exons: 7
Coding region: 1211-3856 (881 amino acids)
Source: RefSeq, a predicted model, not a curated record
GUUUUUUGACAAAUAGUCUCCUCUACUCUUCAAUGGUGGCGUACACGUCAAUCCCCUCUUUGUCGUUUGUAUUUCUUUUUGGUGAUCAUGUGUUUUUGAUCUUUGAAACCAAAAACAGUAAAUAGACAGACACAACACAUCCCAAAACCAAACCUUUGUUGUUCUUUGUUCUUCUCUUCUCUCUCUCUCUCACAACAAAAACAAUCUUUGAUGUGGUCCCCACAAUCUAGCUAUGUCCUACAACACCAACACAACACUAUGACCAUUUUUAAGUGUCACCCAACAACAACAUUGUAAACCUCUCCACUUUCACUUUCCAUCCAACAACAAAUUCUCUCUCUUUCUUUUUCUUUUCUUCCACUUUUUAUCACUAUUCAAUGGUUACCCCUUUUUCAAUUAUGCCUUAACAAAUCAUGGGUCGGUGUUAAAUUCCCAUUUUUUUCACUUUUUUGUUGUAUCAUAGAUGCCCAGUUAAUAAAGUUUUGAUUUUUUCACUUGGGUUGUGAAUAACUUGAUGCCAAUAUUCUCUUUCAGAGAUAAAGAAUUUUGCUUUUUUGGUCAAAAUUGAGAAUUUUGCAAUUUUGGUUUUUCAUUUUUGGUUUUUAUAGUGUAACUUAAGAGAGAAUUUUCAAUUUUGUGUUGAGAGGUUUUUAUGGUGAUCAGUAUUAUGCAGAAGUGAAUAGAAUUGUGUUUGAAUUGGUGAUUAUGAAAAUUUGGAUUUGAAUUAUUUGAGAAUUUUUAGGAUAAGUUUUAGUGGUGAGUGAUUUUCAAACUUCUUCAUCACGUUUUGAUCAUUGACAUUUAUUGGAAGAAAAGGGGAAUCAAUGUGCUGUGUGAGAUUUUGAUUCUUUUACAAUGAAGAAAAGUUGAAGCUUUACAGUUAAUCUAUCUUAAUUGGCUUUUUCUUCUAAGAGAAUAUAUCAAGAUUAUUGGUAUUUUCAACUUUAUCUGUGGAAUUGCAUAAUUCAUACAUUGAUAUUUGAUACCUUCUCCUCCAAAGGAAGCUAAAAUCUCUUGAGGAAACUUGAGGGAUUGAAAUUGGAAUUCUUAGAUGCUUCAAGAGUUGAUUCAUGAGGUUGCAUAGUUGUCUUUUAUUCCUUCACCAUUUUGAGUCCUCCAAAAGGAUCAGAAUAUAGGAGGUUUGCAAUCUUACCUCUGACGUGUAGGCCAAAGAAAGAGGACAGAUAGAAGUCAAGUGUGGUCAAUCAACAUGGCAAAGAAGUCCCAAAGACGCACUGUGCGGUAUGAGAGAGAUAAGUCGGGAUGUAUGUGGGGAUUUAUUAGUAUGUUUGAUUUUCGCCACGGUCAUUUCACUAGGAAGUUGAUUGCUGAUAAGAGUCAAAGCAGCAAGCACUCCGGCGGUGUUGUACAUUCUAAGAAUAAGUUCGAGGUGUUAAACGAUAUAGAUGAAGAUUGUCAAGGCACUUUUGACAGUGUAGAGAGUAAAAGACCAACAGUGAGAACUAUUAUUAAUAAGCCGAGUGUGAAGAAACUCAUAGAAGAAGAGAUGUUCACCGAUCAAAAUGCAAUGAAGGAUAUAGAUAAUUCUGAAAGGCGUGAAGUCUUCCUGAAGUUAGAUUCCAAAAGAAAAAAGAAAUCGUGCGAGAAAAAACAAGAUAUCACCGAUGAUUUAAAUCUUGAUGCAACAUCGAAAUCUGAAACUUCACAUCGUCAGCACUCAAGGAAGCAAUCUAAAGAUAAUCUUGAUGUGGAUACAAUAAUCGAAGAGUUUUGUAAUCUAAAAGGUGUUCGUUCCAUGAUACAAGGCAAUGAUGGAGAAGUAGGAAAGCAUGCACAACUAAACCAAAAACAGAAGAAUGCUGUUUCCGGAAAAAAUUCAAGAGAUGCGAUUCGUGAAUUUGUGAAUCAGAUGAUAUUGAACGGAAAAGAUCCGGUGGAAGCUAGAAAAUUUCUUUUCUCUGAUGAACUAAUGGAAGCACUUCAGCUUAUAAGUUCAGAUAAGGAAUUGUUUAUUGCAUUUCUACAAAAUCCAAAUCCACUUGUAUUGAAAUGUGUUCAAGAGUUUGAGAAUUCUCAGCGGGAGAACGACAAUGAAUAUAGUCGUGUUACAGGCUGCAAAUUCUCAGAACAAGAUCAUGGCAAUAAAGAACAAACUAGUGAGAUUGUUAACCAGAAGAAGCAUAACUUUUUCAGGAAAAAAGUGAAGUCUCAAUCAAAAAGUUCAACAAAUGAAAAUGGAAAUACCGGCAUUUCAAAUAAAAUUGUCAUACUAAAGCCAGGAUCAAAUACAUCGGAAAAUUCUAAAACAACCAUAAACAGCCUUGCCUCGGCUCUAGAUUCUCAUGAUAAUGUCAAGUACGGUAGUCCUUCUGAGAGAGGUAGUUCACAUUUUUCGCUUACUGAGAUAAAAAAGAAAUUAAAGAAUGCUAUAGGAAGGGAGAGACAUGGAAAAGGCAUCGGUAAAGACAAUGUUGGAAUGAGAUCUCCUAAUAAAGAUCAUUUCUUCAUUGAAAAAAUCGCAAGACCUUCAACUGGUGUUACUAAAGGAAACAAGACUGGUAAGAAUAAAGAUUCGGAAGCGGUUGUGGAUCGUGAAAAGGGUGUUUAUCCAAAACAAGUGGUUUCUAAUUUAUAUAUUGAGGCUAAGAAACAUUUGUGUGAGAUGAUAGGUAAUGAAGAUGAGAACACGGACUCGUCAAGUAGGCUACCUUCCAAAACGCUCGGAAGAAUAAUAUCUUUUCCUGAUUACAACUUUUCUCCGCUUAACAGUCCUGGAAAGGAGUGGGAGGAUCGUUUUGUGACCGCAAAGAGGAGACUUCAUGGUGAAAGCUAUAACAAUAAGUCACAAGAAAUUAAGUCAGAUUCGAAUUUCUCAGACGGUAUAAUUAGCGGUGAUAAAGAGGAAAAUAGGGAUGAGAUAGUUAUUGAAGGUGAUGUAGAAUCCACAAAAGACGUAACUAUUAUAGAAUCUUCCUCGGAACCAGUUGACCUCAGUGCAAGAAUUGAGGAACAAAGCCAUAAUAUCUCCGAAAGUUCUGAUUGUGCAGGAUUUUCUCAAUGUUUAGAGCAGCAGGAUGUAACAGAAGAAAACCAAUCAUCAUCUCCACUUUCAUCGACCUCUCACUCUUCAAUCACUAGGGAAACUAAAGAGCAAGAGAUUGUCACUGAUGUGUCUGCACGACCAAGUCCCGUGUCUGUUCUUGAUGCACCAUUCUUAGAGGAUGAUGCCACCUCUGCGAACUCUAGAUUUCAACCUGCUGAAGUACCGGUGCGUCCCCUACAUGUUCAAUUUGAAGAGCAAGAUUCUUCUCUUGUGAAUGAAAUCAAGAGAGCAAAAUAUUGUAUCGAAGAAAAUGAAUCGAUAUAUGUUUACAUCGAAGCAGUCCUGCAAGCCUCUGGAUUGACAAGAGAUCAAUUGUUGAUGAAAUGUCUUUCUUCCGACAAGAUACUAGAUCCUUCCAUGUUUGAUCAGGUAGAAUUAUCACCAAACCGACUUUGCCAUGACCGGAAACUUCUUUAUGACUGUAUCAAUGAAAUUCUCAUGGAGGUUUGUUGCGAUUACUUCGGGGCCUCGCCUUUUGUAUCUUUUGUAAAUCCUAGCAUUAAGCCAACUCCAAAUAUGAAAACGGUUAUUCUCAUGGUCUCGGAAGGAGUGUGUUGGCAUUUACUUCUCUUGCCCCCGCCACACACGUUGGACAAAAUUGUUAGGAAAGACAUGGAAAAAUGUGGAGCAUGGAUGGACCUUCGAUUUGAAGCCGAAACAGUUGGUUUUGAAUUAAGCGAUGCCAUACUAGAAGAACUGAUGGAAGAUACUAUACUUAGCUGUGUAAGAAGUAAAAGUCUAGAAGGUGAAAGUUACGAGCAUAACAACGACAAGAACAUCGCCGAUGUGUAAAAGAAAAACGACUGUUUUUUGUUCAUACUAGGAUUUUUAAUACUAAACAGUUUUAUGGUGAAUGAGAAUACUAAAAUAAGCUAGUUUGAAACUGCUUCUUACUGAAGUAUAAAAGAUGAUUCUCUUGUUUGCAAUAACAAAGUAACAGUUUCAUUU